AUGUCGGUAAAAGAUAGGACUUCCGAAUUUCACGCUGCUGUAGAAUCGAUCCGUUCAAGGUCUUCAAAUGGUCACGGUGGCUUUCAGGCAAGGCACAAUUUGGAACAUCGUCGACCUUUGCUGGGCGGUAAUAAUACCGGAGGCAAACCUAUUAAUGGUUCGAAUGGGUUAAAUAAAGGUGAAUUCUCAAGGAUGGCUGGAGCGAUUGGGAAAGAUAUUAAUAUGACGACAGCAAAAUUACAGAAAUUGACGAAAUAUAUUGCAAAAAUAAAUAAGCAAAUAGCCCUUCUUCAACAAUAUGUUCGAGAACAUAGAAAGAAUAACAAACAGGCUGAUGAACAUUCUUCAAAUGUGGUUGUCAUGCUACAAUCAAAAUUAGCUAGUGCUAGUAUGGGCUUCAAAGAUGUGCUUGAAAUUCGGACUCAGAAUAUGAAAGAAAGUAAGGAUAGAAGGGAACAAUUUAUGUUUUCAAGUAAUCAGCGAGCCAAUACUCCAGCAGCAAAUUCGCCGCUAUAUAACACUCAGAAGCGCAAUGAGCAACAAAACACUGAUUUUCUUGCUCUUGAUAUGUCGUCGGGUCAGGUUCAGCAACAACAAUUACAAUUGAUCGAACAACAAGAUAAUUAUAUCGAAAGUCGUGCAACUGCGAUCGAAUCAAUUGAAUCUACUAUAGCGGAACUUGGUAAUAUUUUUCAACAACUUGCACAAAUGGUAGCUGAACAGAGAGAGACUGUCCAAAGAAUUGAUGCAAACACUGACGAUAUUCAAACACAUGUACAAGGAGCACAAAAAGAGUUGCUUAAAUAUUAUGCAAGCAUCUCUUCAAACCGCUGGCUUAUGUACUUGGCGAUCCUAGUCGAAACACUCAAAAGAAACUCUUUGAUGGCAAAGUAG
Molecule: messenger RNA, 894 nt
Organism: Dentiscutata erythropus
Lineage: Eukaryota; Fungi; Glomeromycota; Glomeromycetes; Diversisporales; Gigasporaceae
Source: the annotation of a GenBank genome assembly